AUGAAAAAGAAAAAGAGAGAAAGCAAGAGUGAGUGUGCUAGAGAGAAAAAGAAAGAAGCAUCUUCAGCUGAAGGGAGAGAAGUACCAUAUCCUUUUGUACCUUCUAGGAAAGACAAAGAAAGACAUCUAGCUAGAUUUCUGGAUAUCUUCAAGAAGCUAGAAAUUACCAUGCCCUUUGGAGAAGCUCUACAGCAGAUGCCACUCUAUGCUAAAUUUCUAAAAGACAUGCUAACUAGGAAGAACAAGUACAUCUAUAGUGACAACAUCAUUGUGGAAGGAAAUUGUAGUGUCGGAAUUCAAUGUAUCCUUCCACCAAAACAUAAGGAUCUAGGCAGUGUCACUAAUCCUUGUUCUAUAGGUGAAGUUUCUGUUGGCAAAGCUCUUAUUGAUUUGGGAGCCACUAUUAAUUUGAUGCUGCUUUCCAUGUGCCGGAGACUUGGAGAGUUGGAGAUAAUGCCUACUAGGAUGACUUUACAGUUAGCAUAUCACUCCAUCACCAGACCUUAUGGAGUGAUUGAGGAUGUUCUGGUUCGGGUCAAGCAUCUUAUCUUUCCUACUAACUUCGUUGUAAUGGACGUUGAGGAAGAUGUAGAUAUUCCCUUAAUUUUGGGACGUCCAUUUAUGUCUAUUGCAAGCUGUGUAGUGGACAUGGGGAAGAAAAAGUUAGAAAUGGGUAUUGAAGACCAACAGAUCAACUUUGAUCUAUUUAAUGACGAAAGAAAAAUGCUGGACUAG
Molecule: messenger RNA, 735 nt
Organism: Glycine soja
Lineage: Eukaryota; Viridiplantae; Streptophyta; Magnoliopsida; Fabales; Fabaceae
Exons: 1
Coding region: 1-735 (244 amino acids)
Source: RefSeq, a predicted model, not a curated record